Propithecus coquereli (Coquerel's sifaka) is the source of this 807-nucleotide messenger RNA. RefSeq names its product T-cell surface glycoprotein CD1b-like. NCBI's taxonomy places the organism in Eukaryota, Metazoa, Chordata, Mammalia, Primates, Indriidae. Gene Ontology annotation, biological process: antigen processing and presentation, endogenous lipid antigen via MHC class Ib; positive regulation of T cell mediated cytotoxicity; immune response. Gene Ontology annotation, cellular component: external side of plasma membrane. Gene Ontology annotation, molecular function: endogenous lipid antigen binding; exogenous lipid antigen binding; lipopeptide binding. The annotation marks the transcript as partial. The transcript is spliced from 5 exons. The record is from RefSeq and is a predicted model, not a curated record.
AUAUUCCUGAAGCCCUGGUCCAAGGGCAACAUCAGUGAUGAGGAGAUUGCUGAGCUGGAGGAGCUAUUCCAAGUCUACUUUUUUCUAUUUACUCAAGAAAUACAGGGGUAUGCCAGUGAAUUCCAGCUGGAAUACCCCUUUGAGAUCCAGGGCAUAGCAGGCUGUGAGCUACGUUCUGGGGGGUCCAUAGGAAGCUUCUUGAGGGGAGCUUUAGGAGGAUUGGAUUUCCUGAGCUUCGAAAAUGAUACAUGUGUGCCUUCCCCAGAAGGUGGCAUCAGGUCACGGAUAUUCUGCGCACUAAUCAUGCAAUAUAAAAUUGUCAUCUAUAUUGUGAAGAAGCUCCUCUUAGAAACCUGCCCCCGAUAUCUCUUGAGCGUCCUCUAUGCAGGGAAGGCAGAGCUGCAAAGGCAAGUGAAGCCCGAGGCCUGGCUGUCAAGCAGCCCCAGUCCUGGGCCUGGUCGUCUGCUGCUGGUGUGCCACGUUUCAGGAUUCUACCCAAAGCCCGUGUGGGUGAGGUGGAUGCGGGGUGAGCAGGAGCAGCCGGGCACGCAGCAAAGUGACCUCCUGCCUAAUGCUGACUGGACAUGGUAUCUCCGAGCGACCCUGGAUGUGGCAGCUGGGGAGGCGGCUGGCCUGUCUUGUCGGGUGAAGCACAGCAGUCUAGAGGGCCGAGACAUCAUCCUCCACUGGGGACACCCCAUCUCCAUUGGCUUGAUCUUUUUGGCAAUAAUAGUGCCCCCCUUGAUCCUUUUGCUGUGCCUCGCAUUAUGGUAUAUGAGGCGUCGAUCAUAUCGGGAUAUUCCUUGA